Messenger RNA from Andrographis paniculata, 6062 nucleotides. RefSeq names its product callose synthase 12. Gene Ontology annotation, cellular component: plasma membrane; 1,3-beta-D-glucan synthase complex. The coding region runs from base 398 to 5713 and encodes 1771 amino acids. Gene Ontology annotation, biological process: (1->3)-beta-D-glucan biosynthetic process. The transcript is spliced from 2 exons. Gene Ontology annotation, molecular function: 1,3-beta-D-glucan synthase activity. The record is from RefSeq and is a predicted model, not a curated record. Lineage: Eukaryota; Viridiplantae; Streptophyta; Magnoliopsida; Lamiales; Acanthaceae.
UGAUUAUAUUUUAUUGUCCAAAAGGGUGCAAAAGUAAACACUUCGAAUUAAAUAAUUUUCCCGGUCUGGAAAAUGGCAAAGUUGACUGACAAUACAGGCAGUGCAAACGCAAUAGCACAGGGUACAACAAGAUGAAGCGCAGGGUGCAACACGUCACUUCAACACCGCGUAGAUUGUAAAACGACGUCGUCGUCGUUUGAAAUUUUCAAUUUCUUAAUCACCUCGCCAUCGUCUUUUUCGUUCCGUUCGUCUUCCCGACCCGACCAAAUCUGUAUCUCUACUCCACAAAACUGAACUCCCAUUCUGCGAAAUCUAAGCCCAAAUUCCAUAGCCAGACCCCGGAGAAACCCCCCCACCCACUGAAUUUUCAGAUCUCUUUGUGGCGCCGGAUGCCACGAUGAAUCAGCGGCCGCCACGACCGGAGCAAGACGACGGGGUUUACAAUGUUAUUCCAAUCCACAACCUCCUCGCUGACCACCCAUCGCUCCGCUUUCCGGAGGUCCGGGCGGCGGCAGCCGCGCUCCGGACGGUCGGUGACCUCCGCCUGCCGCCGUUCCAGCCGUGGAAGCAGCACUACGACCUCCUCGACUGGCUUGCGCUCUUCUUCGGUUUCCAGGCGUCAAACGUGAGCAACCAGAGGGAGCAUCUGGUGCUCCAUCUCGCCAAUGCUCAGAUGCGCCUCACUCCUCCUCCGGACAACAUCGAUGUUCUGGAGCCGUCCGUCCUCCGCCGCUUCCGGCGACGUCUUUUGAGGAACUACUCCGAUUGGUGUUCCUACCUUAACGUCAAGUCCAAUGUUUGGCUCUCGGACUCGCACUCCCGGCACUCCUCCUCCGAUCACCGGCGGGAGCUUCUGUACGUGUCUCUGUAUCUGCUGAUUUGGGGUGAGUCCGCUAACUUACGCUUCAUGCCGGAAUGCAUUUGUUACAUAUUUCAUAAUAUGGCGAUGGAGUUGAAUAGGAUUUUGGAAGAUUACAUUGAUGAGAACACUGGUAGACCCUUUUUGCCGUCCAUUUCUGGGGAGAAUGCUUUUCUUGAUAAGAUUGUGAAGCCAAUUUAUGAUACAAUUAAAGAAGAGGUGGAUAACAGUAGAAAUGGAACGGCCCCUCAUUCUGCCUGGCGGAACUAUGAUGAUUUGAAUGAGUAUUUUUGGAGUAAGAGGUGUUUUGAGAAGAUGAAAUGGCCAAUAGAUGUUGGGAGUAAUUUUUUUGUGACGGGAAACAAGGGGAAGAAGGUGGGGAAGACAGGGUUUGUGGAGCGGAGGUCUUUCUGGAAUUUAUUUAGAAGCUUUGAUAAGAUGUGGAUCAUGCUGAUUUUGUUUCUCCAGGCGGCGAUUAUUGUGGCUUGGGAGGACAAGCAAUAUCCAUGGCAGGCGUUGAGGAGUAGGAGGGUGCAAGUUAAGUGUUUGUCGGUUCUGCUCACUUGGAGCGCCCUGCGGUUACUGCAGUCUUUGUUGGAUAUGGGAAUGCAGUACAGUUUGGUGUCAAGGGAGACCAAGUCUUCGGGAGUGAGGAUGAUUCUGAAAACCAUAGUUGCAGCUGCCUGGAUUCUGGUGUUUGGGGUGUUCUAUGGUAGAAUAUGGCAGCAGAGGAAUCGGGAUAGGAGAUGGUCGAAUGCUGUGGAUAGAAAAGUGGUGGAGUUUCUUGAAGUUGUGGUGGCCUUUCUUAUUCCAGAGCUGUUAGCUGUGGCACUAUUUCUUCUUCCAUGGAUUAGGAAUUUUUUGGAGAAGAGAAAUUGGAAGAUAGUAUAUUUGUUCUCGUGGUGGUUUCAGAGCCGGAUUUUUGUGGGUCGGGGGCUUAGGGAAGGACUUUUUGACAAUAUUAAGUAUUCCCUUUUCUGGAUUGCAGUGCUUGGGACAAAGUUUAUGUUUAGCUACUUUAUGCAGAUUAAGCCUAUGAUUCGUCCAACCAGGACAUUGCUGAAUCUGAAAAAUGUUACUUAUGAAUGGCAUGAGAUUUUUCAUAGAAGUAAUCGCUUUGCAGUGGGGCUGAUAUGGCUUCCUGUCAUAUUGGUUUACCUAUCCGAUCUGCAGAUCUGGUAUGCUAUUUACUCGUCAUUUGUUGGGGCUGCAGUUGGGUUGUUUGAUCACUUGGGUGAAAUACGUGACAUGCCGCAAUUGAGGUUGAGAUUUCAGUUCUUUGCCAGUGCUAUUCAGUUUAAUCUCAUGCCUGAGGAGCAGUUGUUGAAUUAUGGUGGAUCAUUUAAGAGCAAGAUCACGGAUUUCAUUCACAGGUUGAAGCUGAGAUAUGGACUGGGUCGGCCCUUUAAAAAACUUGAAUCCAACCAGGUGGAGGCCUACAAAUUUGCGUUGAUAUGGAAUGAAAUUAUUAAUAUAUUUAGAGAAGAAGACAUAGUCAGUGAUCGUGAGGUUGAACUUUUGGAGCUCCCUCAAAAUGACCGAAGAGAUCCUAAGAGUAACUGGGAAAUUCGGGUGAUUCAGUGGCCGUGUUUGCUCCUCUGCAACGAGCUUCUGCUUGCUCUCAGUCAGGCAAAAGAGUUGGUGGAUGCUCCUGACAAGUGGCUUUGGCACAAGAUCUGCAAGAAUGAGUACAGGCGGUGUGCUAUUGUCGAAGCAUACGAUAGUUUAAAGCACUUUCUACUUGCAAUUGUCAGAUAUGAUAGGGAGGAGCGGUCCAUAAUCCGAACCUUUUUCCAAGAGAUUGAUCAGUGGAUUCAGCUGGAGAAAUUUACAAAAACCUAUGAUAUGAAUGCACUUCCGAAAAUACAUCAAAAGUUGGUCCAUCUUCUUGCUCUUGUCCUCAGUCCAGAUAAAAAUGUUGAUAAGGUGGUGAAUGCUCUACAGGCCCUUUAUGAGGCUGCCAUUAGAGAUUUCCUGAAAGAGAAGAGAAACAAUAGCCAAUUGAAGGAGGAUGGCCUGGCUCCUGCUGCUUCUGGUGAAGGAUUGCUUUUCCAUAAUACAGUUGAGUUGCCUGAUGCAAAUAAUGGGACUUUCUAUCGUCGUGUUCGGCGGUUGCAUACCAUCCUCACUUCUCGAGACGCUAUGCAAAAGGUUCCUGAAAAUAUCGAGGCUAGACGCCGGAUUGCCUUCUUCAGCAACUCCUUGUUCAUGAAUAUGCCUCAUGCUCCUCUUGUGGAGAAAAUGAUGGCCUUCAGUGUUUUGACACCAUACUAUAGUGAAGAGGUACUUUACAGCAAGGAACAACUUCGAACUGAGAACGAAGAUGGGAUUUCAACUCUUUACUACUUGCAAACCAUCUAUGCAAGUGACUGGAAAAACUUCUUGGAGAGGAUGCGUCGAGAAGGGAUGAAGAGUGAAAGGGAACUGUGGGGGCCUAGUAGACUGAGAGAUCUUCGACUGUGGGCAUCAUACAGAGGCCAGACACUUGCGCGAACGGUAAGAGGGAUGAUGUACUAUUACCGUGCUCUUGAGAUGCUUACUUUUCUGGAUUCUGCUUCUGAGAUGGAUAUGAGAGAGGGAUCUCAGCAACCAAUCUCCACGAGGCAUAAUGAUGAGGUGGAUGAUCUGAGGUCAGAAAAAUCUCAUUCCUCAAGAAGUUUGAGCAGAGCAAAUAGUUCAGUCAGUGUUCUUUUCAAAGGUCAUGAGCGUGGAACAGCUUUGAUGAAAUUUACUUAUGUAGUAGCAUGCCAGAUUUAUGGUUCUCAAAAGGCCAAGAAAGAUCCUCGUGCCGAGGAGAUACUUCAGUUGAUGAAAAAUAAUGAAGCGCUUAGAGUUGCCUAUGUUGAUGAGGUGUCGUCCGGAAGGGAUGAGAUACAGUAUUACUCUGUCCUGGUGAAGUAUGAUCAGAAGUUGGAGAGGGAAGUUGAGAUUUACCGUGUAAAGUUGCCCGGCCCUGUUAAGCUUGGAGAGGGAAAACCAGAAAAUCAGAAUCAUGCUCUUAUAUUCACUCGUGGGGAUGCAGUUCAGACCAUUGACAUGAACCAAGAUAACUAUUUUGAAGAAGCUCUAAAGAUGCGGAAUCUUCUGCAGGAAUUUAAACAAUACUAUGGUAUCAGGAAACCUACCAUUCUGGGAGUUCGGGAGCACGUUUUUACUGGUUCUGUGUCAUCACUUGCUUGGUUCAUGUCUGCACAGGAGAUGAGUUUUGUCACUUUGGGGCAGCGUGUUUUAGCUAAUCCAUUAAAAAUUCGGAUGCAUUAUGGGCACCCUGAUGUGUUUGACAGGUUUUGGUUUCUAUCCAGGGGAGGUUUAAGCAAGGCUUCACGUGUGAUCAAUAUCAGCGAGGAUAUUUUUGCUGGAUUCAAUUGCACAUUGAGGGGUGGAAAUGUUACCCAUCAUGAAUACAUCCAAGUGGGAAAAGGAAGGGAUGUGGGGCUGAAUCAAAUUUCGAUGUUUGAAGCAAAAGUAGCGAGUGGAAAUGGCGAGCAAACACUGAGCCGUGAUGUUUAUAGGUUGGGUCACAGGCUUGACUUCUUCCGGAUGCUCUCAUUCUUCUAUACCACGGUGGGAUUCUUCUUAAAUACCAUGAUGAUUCUGCUCACCGUGUAUGCAUUUUUAUGGGGCCGGCUGUACCUGGCAUUAAGUGGCGUUGAAGGCUCUGCCUUAUCGGAUACAAGUAACAAUAGAGCUCUUGCUACAAUAUUGAACCAGCAGUUCAUCAUCCAACUCGGUCUCUUUACAGCCUUACCUAUGAUUGUACAACUUUCCCUCGAGCAUGGUUUUCUGAAUGCCAUUUGGGACUUUAUAACAAUGAUGCUCCAACUUUCUUCCGUAUUCUAUACCUUCUCCAUGGGGACCCGUGGCCAUUACUUUGGCCGAACUAUUCUGCAUGGUGGUGCGAAAUACCGUGCUACAGGCCGCGGUUUUGUUGUGCAGCACAAGAGUUUUGCUGAGAACUAUAGACUAUAUGCUCGCAGUCAUUUUGUGAAGGCUAUUGAACUUGGAUUGAUACUCACCGUAUAUGCUUCCUACAGUGCCGUAGCUAAAGGAACUUUGGUGUACAUAGCAUUGACCAUUUUCAGUUGGUUUUUAGUAGUAUCCUGGAUUUUGGGGCCUUUUGUGUUUAAUCCUUUGGGCUUUGAUUGGUUAAAGACUGUGUAUGAUUUUGAUGAGUUCAUGAACUGGAUUUGGUACAGGGGUGGUGUGUUUGCGAAAUCCGAACAGAGCUGGGAAAAGUGGUGGUAUGAGGAGCAAGAUCAUUUGAGGACAACAGGACUUUGGGGAAAGAUUAUGGAAAUCAUUUUGGACCUCCGGUUCUUCUUUUUCCAGUAUGGCAUUGUGUAUCAAUUAGGCAUUGCUGCUGGGAAAAAGAACAUUCUGGUUUACUUGCUAUCAUGGACUUACGUGGUUGUGGCCCUUGGACUUUACUCACUAAUAGCAUAUGCUCGUAAUAAAUAUGCUGCGAAGGAACACAUAUACUAUCGUUUUGUUCAGUUCCUUGUCAUUAUUCUUGGUGUAGUCGUUAUAAUUUCGUUGCUCAAGUUUACGGCAUUUGAAUUUGUGGAUAUCUUCACCAGUUUAUUGGCGUUUCUUCCGACUGGGUGGGGGUUGUUGUCUAUCGCUCAGGUUCUUAGGCCCUUUUGGGAGAGGACACGGAUUUGGAAGACUGUUGUGUCUUUAGCUCGCCUUUAUGACAUAAUGUUCGGAGUUAUUGUCUUGGUCCCUGUUGCUCUUCUAUCAUGGCUUCCCGGGUUCCAAAACAUGCAGACAAGGAUUCUUUUCAACGAAGCUUUCAGUAGGGGCUUACACAUAUCACAGAUUGUCUCUGGGAAGAAACCAAAGGUCGAAACGUAAUCUAAGGUCUGAGUCGGAGUAUUCGGUUUGGUUUGGUUCGAUUCUUGAUUCGGAGCAGAGUUUGGGGUUAUUUUCCUGUGUUGUCGUUUAUAUAGGGGCUGCCAUUGUUUGGGAUGCUGCAUUUUACGUCGUGUAAUUAAUUACAAUCAAGUCGACUUGGGGCUUACAUUACACAUUGCUGCUGGUGCCCUUUUUGCUCAGAUUAGUGAUUCACAGUGUUGGGAAGUAUAUGGUUUUGUAAGCAACAGUGUUAAGAGUGUAAUUUUAGUGAGAAGAACGUAUAUUGUACCAACUACUUUUGUUUGCUUCCAUUGUAUUAAUUAAUUAAUAUUUUCAUUCAUUCCCUAUU